Messenger RNA from Closterium sp. Naga37s-1, 1467 nucleotides. The record is from the annotation of a GenBank genome assembly. Lineage: Eukaryota; Viridiplantae; Streptophyta; Zygnematophyceae; Desmidiales; Closteriaceae.
AUGAUAGCGCGUAUGGCAGCGGAGGUGGCGGUGUGGAUGGGGCUUGCGGGCGUGCUGGCGGGGCUGUUGGCGUGGAGGGUGCAGAAGGGCUUCGACGACAAUCGCAAGGCGGAGCUCGACACCUGGUGCGCCGGUCGCGCGCGCCCGCUGCAGCAGCAGUUCAUAUCCACGUCCGACCACUUUAAGGUAGCAGACGGUCGACACGCGGUAGAUCGACGACCAUCUGGCACGUGUAGUACUACUAGUAGGCGAAAGGCGCCCCCUGUGACACCAUCACCCUCUGCCACCAUCACCCUGCCGCCCGCCCCUGGGUGCACGCCAUUGCCUACGGAGCCUUUGUUAACGGCUCUGACAGGUGCGCCUCCCCCCCCUCCCCCCGCCCUCAAACCUGCUGCUGCUGCUGCCUUCACUCUCGCCUUCACACUUCCGUCACCUUCUUCCCAUGCGCCACCUCUUGCCUCCCGCGUGCCCUCCCUCGCUCCCGUCCCCCGUUCACAUCUCUCGCCGACUUUGGCGGUUUUUGAGCGGCGAAUGGGGUGCACACCGGGGGACAUGCAGGAGAGGCCUGCCCCACCCGCAGACUGGUACAUGGACAUGCGCUUCUGGUUCGACGAGCAGGGCCCCUUCCCCUUGGUUGAGAACAGCACGACUUGCUCCGAUGGCCACCUGCACCCGUCGUACGGGCCGGAGCUGACGCGCAUGAAGAUCACGGGUGCAGCCAUCCUCACCACGCCCUAUUUUCUAAACAAUGGCCAUCCCGGCAUGGCCAUGAUGUUCCCGAUCUUCAAGGGCAACGUGACGGCAGCAGCGCCGUGGGCAGAGAGGCAGGCAGUGAUCAUGGGCGGCAUGGCGGUAUCGGUGGACUUUGAUCGUCUCGCCGAAUCUAUCAUUCUUGAAGUGCUCCGACAAGCGAUUCCUCUUCCCCCUCACAACCCUACCGCUCACAACCCUACCGCUCACAACCCUACCGCUCACAACCCUACCGCUCACAACCCUACCGCUCACAACCCUACCGCUCACAACCCUCCCGCUCAAAACCCUCUCGCUCACAACCCUCCCGCUCACAACCCUCCCGCUCACAACCCUCCCACUCACAACCCUCCUGCUCACAACCCUCCCGCUCACAACCCUCCCGCUCACAACCCUCCUCACAACUACCAAUCCAUCACGGAGCUACCAGCGCUGGCGGUGCCAGGCUCGGACGAAGCCCACAGCAUGACUGCUGUGUUCCUGGGGGUGAUCAUCCUUGUGGUGGCGGCACUGCUGGCUGCCAUUGGCGUGAGCGUGACGAUCAACAUGCGGAGGCUGCGCGAGAAGACUAUUUCUAUGGCGAUUCUGAAGGAGAAGGCGGAGGUGGCGGAGCGCAACAAGGGUGCACACAUCGCCAACACAUCGCCAACACAUCGCUUGAGCUGCGCACCCCAAUCUUUGGCAUGGAAGGUUCGUGGCAAUAAGGUGCAUGGGUGA